Hipposideros armiger (great roundleaf bat) is the source of this 1755-nucleotide messenger RNA. RefSeq names its product nuclear RNA export factor 3 (gene NXF3). Gene Ontology annotation, molecular function: RNA binding. Gene Ontology annotation, biological process: poly(A)+ mRNA export from nucleus. NCBI's taxonomy places the organism in Eukaryota, Metazoa, Chordata, Mammalia, Chiroptera, Hipposideridae. Gene Ontology annotation, cellular component: cytoplasm; nucleus. The transcript has 19 exons. The record is from RefSeq and is a predicted model, not a curated record.
AUGCCACUGCCUUCAGACAACAUCAUGGGGCACAAUACCCAAGAUAUGACCUUACGAGGAAGACCAAGAGGCAGGAGUAUGUACAGAGAGAGGUAUAACUAUGGGUCUCAACAUGUCCGUUCCGGAAUUCAUCCUUCAUUCCACCAGCAGCAAGAUGGAAAUUCAGCAACAAGUGGCAUGCACAUGGGCACCCGAAUAAGACAUGCUCCCUAUGCCAUUCCAUGCUAUCAUCAGAGAGGCAAUUUUCAGAAACAUGACCAAACCCAUGUUAACAUGGAGAAGGAGCAAAAGCCUCUGGAGAGAAUGGAGGAGCAGAAGCGGGAUGAGACCUCAGGGAGCUGGUUCAAGAUCAUUAUUCCAUUCGGCAUAAGAUAUGAUGAGAAGUGGCUGCUGAAUUUGAUUCAGAAGCAGUGCAGUGUCCCCUUCACCCCGGUUGAAUUUCACUACGAGAAAAUGCAGGCCCAGUUCUUCGUUGAGAAUGCCAGCAUUGCCUUCGCGUUGAAGAAUGUCAAUGGCAAGAUUUGGGAUGAAGAUAAUGAGAAGAUAUUUGUGAUUAUCCACCCCUCUGAUGCACCGCAGUCUGUGCAGAAAAAGCUGAAGUCAGAAAAGGCAGAGCAGAUAAAGCUAACGGUGAACAAACAAUAUGGUGUCUCCCAGGAUUCUCUUGACAUCCAAAGACUCCACUUUGACCCAGAAUUGAUGACCUGUGAUACUGAAACAGCACCAAAUCCUAGAAUCUGCAUGGCUGUCUCCCUGCUGAUCGAUGAAGAGAACAUCACCAAAGAGAGGACCUAGGUGAACCCUGCAGGGCAGUUGGCCAAGGGCAAAGUGCUGGAGCCAGAGGAGAUGAGUGCAAACAGGAACCGUCUAUGCACCACCAUCCCAGAUAAGUCAACCAACAUAAGCUCCAUCCUGGAAUUGUUCCCCAAGUUACUAUGUCUGGAUGGCCAGGAACCAACCCCACCCACUAACUUUGGUGUGGAAGCCCACAAGAAGUUACCAACCUGCAAGGGAAGCUUCUUUGGAUCUGACGCGCUGAAGAGUCUAGUCCUGCAAUUCCUGCAGCAGUAUUACUUGAUCCAUGACUCUGGAGACCGACAGGGUCUCCUCACUGCUUAUCACGACGAAGCCUGCUUCUCCCUGACCAUUCCCUUCAACCCCGAGGACCGAGCCCCAAGCAGCUUGUUUGAGUACUUCAAGGAUAACAGGAAUAUGAAGAGCCUCAAGGACCCCUACCUGCGGGUUCAGCAGCUGAAGUAUACAAAACGUGACAUUGUGUGCUCCCUCUGUGUGUUGCCCAACACUCAGCAUGACCUCCUCUCCUUCGUGGUGGACUUAUGGUUCCAGACGGAGAAGAUGCUCUGCUUCUCUGUCAACGGGCUGUUCAAGGAAGUGGGAAAAAAUUAUCAGGGUUCUGUGCGUGCCUUCAGCCGGACCUUCAUCAUUACCCCUGCCAGCAAUUCCAGUCUAUGUGUCGUGAAUGAUGAGCUGUUUGUGAGGGACACCACCCCCAGGGAGACUCAGAGUGCAUUCUCCAUCCAAGUGCCGAAACCCAUCUCAAGCUCCGGGCCCACCCUCUCCCAGGAGCAGGAAAUGGUGCAGGCUUUCUCCACCCAGCCUGGGAUGAGCUCCAGUGUCCUCAGAAGUGCCUUCAUGACCACGACUGGGAACUACACCGGAGUUGCACAGGUGCUCUCUCUGCCCAAGGUGAGGUCUGGGAAUUCAGGCCAAGAGAGUGGAACCCGGGUGGCCUGA